UUUUUAAAAGGAGAGAAGAACGAGUCUUAGCCAAAGGUCACUCUCAAGGGGCUAGGGCGCCAAGAGUAUAUCUACUGUGCAACUCUCGUAUUCCCCCUCACAAUUGAGGAAAGACCAGACAGAGACAACAUGAAGAUGCAGAUGCUGCUGGUGUUGGCUGUAGCAGUCUUGAUGGUUCCCAGUCUGUCUGAGGGACGGAUCCUCUCAAAAUGUGAGCUGAAGAGCUUAUUGGAGGAGGCGGCCUUCAAAUUCAACCUGACUGAGAAAGCCAGAGAGAAUUAUCUGACAAACAAGGACUUUGUGGCAAAAAUCGUCUGCCACGUAGAGAAGGCCACAGGUUUCAACACCAGCUUUGUGACUCCUUGGAGGGAUGAUGAUGACAGCCCUACCCGCCCUGCUAAGGAUGAUAACCGCCCGACCCGUCCUACCCACCCGGAGCACCCUCCUAGGAGGGGUAAGAGACACGCUGGGGAUUCUCACGGGGAUUCAUCCACCACUGAAAGUCAUCAGUUCAGCCCAUCAAAAGAGGACUCCAGAAAAGAAGACUCCAGCAAAGAGGACUCCAGAAAAGAAGACUCCAGCAAAGAGGACUCCAGAAAAGACGACUCCAGCAAAGAGGACUCCAGAAAAGACGACUCCAGCAAAGAGGACUCCAGCAAAGACGACUCCAGCAAAGAGGACUCCAGCAAAGAGGACUCCAGCAAAGAGGACUCCAGAAAAGAAGACUCCAGCGAAGAAGAGACCAUGAGGACCCUCUACGGCUUGUUUCAGCUGAGCGACCGUGUGAUCUGUGCCAGCGGCUCCACUCCGUCUCUGAACCUUUGCCAGAUGAACUGCAGUGAUUUGAUUGACGACGACAUCAGUGACGACUUGGACUGUGUGGAGACGAUCAAACAGACAGUGGAAAGUGGGCCCAGGGAUCAUAAAAUGGCUUUAAUGAGAAUGUUUAAGCUGCUCUUCCAGAAGGAAUGUGUCAUGACGGAUGCCUCUAGCUACUUCUCCGAGUGUUGAAUGAGAAGCAAUGUCAGAUGACGACCCCCCCCCAAAGUGUCUUUUCGCACACUAAUCGUUCACUCUUUAAACAAUACAUUGAGUUACAUAGGGUGAAUUUACACAGGCAGCCCAACUCUAAGCUUUUGCCCAAUUAUUAACCAAUUGCAAAAAAUGACCAAUGCCAAAAUAUCAUAAUUGAGCUUCCUGUGUAAAUGUAGCCAUGGUGUGUAACAAUUAGUUCUCAUAAGCCUCAUUUUCACAAAGUACACCAAAAUAGAAUGUAUGUAGAAAGAAUAAAGUUGAACAGUAUA
Oncorhynchus keta (chum salmon) is the source of this 1304-nucleotide messenger RNA. RefSeq lists its product as uncharacterized. The record is from RefSeq and is a predicted model, not a curated record. The transcript has 5 exons. Bases 130 to 1011 code for a protein of 293 amino acids. NCBI's taxonomy places the organism in Eukaryota, Metazoa, Chordata, Actinopteri, Salmoniformes, Salmonidae.